This is a messenger RNA of Aspergillus pseudoviridinutans, 2043 nucleotides long. RefSeq names its product ankyrin repeat domain-containing protein. Lineage: Eukaryota; Fungi; Ascomycota; Eurotiomycetes; Eurotiales; Aspergillaceae. Gene Ontology annotation, molecular function: protein binding. The coding region runs from base 1 to 2043 and encodes 680 amino acids. The record is from RefSeq and is a predicted model, not a curated record. The transcript has 3 exons.
AUGCCUAUAUCCGCUGCCGAUAUUUUCGUGACUACUUCCAACCUCCCUGCAACCCAACCUCAGCCGUACUCCAAUACAGAACUUCUCCUUCAGGCGGCAUUGGAUGGAGAUACUGAAACAGUGCGGAGGUUGUUUACUGCUGGAGCCGAGCUUGCGUCGUACAGACACCAAGUUAAAUCCGUGGAUGAAGAACCGAAUGAAUCUCAUAUCAUUCACGCUCAUACAGACUACGAAAGAGACGCGCUCCAGGGCACGACUGCGCUCCACUUGGCAGCAUACGGUGGACAUAUUGAAGUGGUGAAGUUUCUCAUCCAUGCUGGAGCGGAUGUAAAUGCAUUCGAUUUCCCCGGGUUAACAGCCUUACACUGGGCUGCCUAUAAAGGGCUCAAAAUCAUAGUAGCUCUGCUUCUUGAGAAUGGAGCCAAUCCGUCAAGCCUCCCCUACCAUUUGACGGACACACUUCGUGAUCUAACAGCGAAAGGAUCUAUGGGCCUGACGGCGAUGCUGGAUCGCAUUAAUGACGAUAGUUCUCUACUUUUCGGUAGAGUGCCGCCGUUGCAUUGUGCAGUGGCUGGAGGCCAUGACGAUAUAGUACGGCUGCUUUUGGACCGGGGAGCUGAUCUUCAUAUGGAAGGCCUUGGAUCACCGUAUACUGCGCUAGAAACAGCAGCUGAUCGAGGGAAUGCGGAGCUAAUUGAAUUGCUUAUGAAUGCGGGCGCUCAUGCUAGUCAACGGGCCUUGAAUCUGGCAGUCUUGUCUGCGCAUAUCGAAGCUGCAAAAAUUCUCCUGGAUGCCGGGGUGAAUGCUUCUCUACCUGACACAUUAGGAUUGCUGCCACUGAACAGAGCGGCUUCCCUGGGUCAUGAGACAAUGAUACGUCUCCUCCUCGAAGCCGGAGCAGAUGUUCACUCGGUGGAUGCUACUGGAGAAUCAGCACUGCAUCUCGCAGCUUCCGGAGGCCAUGACUCUGUCGUGCAGCUUCUUAUCAAUACUGGGGCCAGUACAACGGCAACGGACGAAAGGGGGAUGACACCAUUGCAUCACGCAUCUCAAGGAGGGAAUCUGAAAGCGGUCCAGCUCAUACUUGAUCAUAAUACAUCGGCAUCUCGUCGAGAUUUAAAUGAGCUUACAGCAUUGCACAGCGCCGCAAAUUGCGGCAACGCGGAGGUAUUUAGCGUACUUCUUCAUGCCUUUGAGAACGACGACGCACUGUCUACGCCUGCACCAAUGCCGAUAUUCCACUUAUCUUUUGGAAAAGUAAUCGAAAGAAAACAAAUUGUUCAUAAAGGUCCAGUUCUUCAUCACGCUGCAUAUGGUGGAAGUCAACACAUCCUUUCGAUACUUCUGGCACAAGAGGUAGAUAUAACAGCAACGGACGAUCAUGGAAUGACUGCCCUUCACUGGGCUGUCCAAAGUGGUGGGACAGCCGCAGCUGUAACAACAAUACAGCAACUACUUGACGCUGGAGGCGACGUGUUUGCGCGUGACAAAUGUGGAAGAACUGCACUUAACUGGGCAUCUUUUCCACCCCGGUUCGAUGAACUCCUUCGCCAGGCAGAAGGUGCUGCUAUCGCUCCCGAAAUUGCACCAGGCCACAUGAAGAACCUGACACCACUCCAUAUAGCCGCCAGAGAUGGACAAUCAAUCGAGAUAGGUGAUCUUAUUUCCGAGGGAAUCGAUCCUUCUCUUCCUGAUGGCACUGGAAUGACCGCACUUCAUUGGGCAGCGCGACGAGGACAUGUAACUGUGCUACAGCAACUCCUCACAGCGGGUGCUGAUAUAUUUGCACUGGACAAGUGUGGCAGGUCAGCAAUUCAAUGGGCAUUCGAGGAAAGGGAGUAUGGAGCGGUGGCAUUGCUGGCAAAAGAGCUACUGGAUUCUUGUCAGCAACCAGACGUUUCUUGCUCAAUAGAGCCUUCCGAUCCUAGUCCGACGGCACCCGCCCAGUCCGAUACAACUCCGACGCCCUUCCGGGAAGAGCUGAACAACUAUCUCUGCAAGCCCGCAAACCUUCAGGAGAAUAUGAAAUUGAAAGGCAUCUGA